Microtus ochrogaster (prairie vole) is the source of this 1264-nucleotide messenger RNA. It is a transcript of the gene Trim60, whose product is annotated as tripartite motif-containing protein 60-like. The record is from RefSeq and is a predicted model, not a curated record. The transcript has a single exon. Lineage: Eukaryota; Metazoa; Chordata; Mammalia; Rodentia; Cricetidae. The annotation marks the transcript as partial. Gene Ontology annotation, molecular function: protein binding; zinc ion binding.
AUGGACUUCUCCACAGCCCUGAAAAACUUGCAGGAAGCAUGCACUUGUUUCAUUUGCUCGGCUCUCUUCAGAGACCCAGUGACCAUUAUCUGUGGGCACAACUUCUGUCAGGAGUGCCUCAGUGUUUGCUGGAAGGAUCUAAGGGAUGUCUUCCCCUGCCCUAUCUGCAAGGUUGAUUCCUUCGUGAGACACUGGCACAGGAACCCUCAGAUCUGUAACUUAACUGAUAUCGCGAGGGAGCUGCAGAGACCGAGCAGAGGGAGGAGGCGGAAAGUCUACACUGUGUGUCAGAGGCACAACAAGAAUCAGACCAUUUUCUGCAUGGACGAUCAAGAGCUCAUAUGUCCCCGGUGCAGGUUUGCUGAUAAACACUAUAUGCACUCCGUCUGCUUUAUGAUGUCUGCAGCCGUUCUUCACAGGAAGAUGCUAAGCCAGAGCAUGGAGCUUCUGGAGAUGAUGAUGAAACAAUGUAAGAAAGAACGGACCCUGCAGCACAGAAAAACUCAUGAGCUGAGGAAGAAGUUCAGAUAUAAGAAAAAAGAGAUCUGUUUUGAAUUUGAGCAAGUCAAACUGUUUCUGCAGAGUGAGCAUGAGGAGCUUCUAAACGAGAUACACAUUGAGGAGCUGCUGGGUUUAUCAACGCUAAAUGAGUGUGUUGGGACCCUGGCAGACCAUUUAUCUGCAUUAGAAGAUCUGUUGAAGGGGGCACAGGCCAAGCAUGUGCAGACAGAUGUUGCGUUUCUGGCAAGCCUUCUGAGAGAGUACCACAAAUGUGAAAAGCUGAAACGCCCCCCACUCUGGCCAUUCAGGACAAAGCAGUAUGGUCUCAGUCUCCCGCCACAGUACUCAGGCUUGGACAGAAUCAUCAAGCGAUUUCGGAUAGAUAUGCAUUUUGAUCUUGACGCAGCACACCCUCAGCUUGUUAUCUCUGAGGAUAGAAAAUCCGUACUUUAUAAAGAAGAGAGACAAAGUGUUGAUGCUAGCCCUCAGAGAUUUCGCUGGCCUGCUCUCCUGGGAUGUAGAAGCUUUCACUCAGGCCGUUGCUUCUGGGAAGUAAAAGUGGGAAACAAGCCCCUGUGGACAUUGGGUAUGUGUCAAGAUGGCUUUCCCAGGCAGUUGAGCCAUCAGCCCUCAGUUGCUGAGGGCUUCUGGGCAAUUGGGAGAUACAACGAGAGUGGCUAUGUCACCUGUGGGCCCAAAAGUUCUGCGUUUCUGCCAGUGGUGCAGCCCACCAGGAUUGGCAUCUUUUUGGAUUAUGAGUUGG